UUUGUGGGUCUGGUUUAAAUAAUUUGGCUGACAGAAUGGAAAAACCAAUUAUUAUACCUUUUGAUAAAGUGCCUGGAUUUCCUUUACCUAGCGUUAUUGGACAUAAAGGAAAUGUUAUUUUUGGGUGGUUAGGAGGAAAAUAUUGUAUUUGUUUACAGGGAAGAUUUCACCCAUAUGAACAUAAUAUGGAUAUGGCUUUAUGUACAAUGCCUGUUAGAUUAAUGGCAAUGAUGGGUGUUAAAACAUUAAUAGCUUCAAAUGCUGCUGGAGGUGUCAAUUCAGAUUUAAAUAUUGGGGAUUUAAUGAUACUUAAAGAUCAUAUUUUUAUGCCUGGUCUAAUUGGAUUUUCUCCUCUUGUUGGGCUUAAUGAUCCUCGAUUUGGCAAUCGUUUUGUGUCAAUGCAAAAUGCUUAUGACCAGAAAUUGAGACAAAAAGCUUUCGUGCUAGCUAAAAAUUUUGGAAUAUCCAUUAAAGAAGGAGUUUAUUUAAUGAAUGCCGGUCCUCAUUAUGAAACAACGGCUGAAGUUUCUUUAGCUGCAAAACUCGGUGCAGAUGCUGUUGGAAUGUCCACUUGCCACGAAGUAAUGGUUGCUAGACAAUUGGGAUUGCGUUGUUUUGCUUUUUCUUUAAUUACAAAUUGUAGUAGUUUGGAUUUGGAUAAUCCAUUGGAUAUUAGUCAUUCUGAUGUUUUAGAAAUUGGAAGAAAAAUAAGUGAAAAAGCUUCGGAAUGGAUAGCACAAUUAAUUGAUAAUUUGGAUAAUGAUUUAUAA
Messenger RNA from Meloidogyne enterolobii, 770 nucleotides. The record is from the annotation of a GenBank genome assembly. Lineage: Eukaryota; Metazoa; Nematoda; Chromadorea; Rhabditida; Meloidogynidae.